Talaromyces rugulosus is the source of this 528-nucleotide messenger RNA. RefSeq lists its product as uncharacterized. Lineage: Eukaryota; Fungi; Ascomycota; Eurotiomycetes; Eurotiales; Trichocomaceae. The transcript has a single exon. The record is from RefSeq and is a predicted model, not a curated record. The coding region runs from base 1 to 528 and encodes 175 amino acids.
AUGUAUGGCUUCCAAACCCUCCUCGGCGCUUCUGCCACCAUCCUCGCAAUCCUGUCUCCAACAACUGCCCGAUUGACAAGAAAAAACGAGCAGAGCGCCACCGCGUGUUGUGAGGAAAUCGAAGACUGCUACACUCUUAGCGGGAAGACCGACGACGGGCUCAAUUGGUGCGCUGGGUACUGGACGGGUACAACAAACUGGACCCAAGGCGAUGCCGACACGGCCAAAUGCCUGACCAACCUUCAUUAUGUGCAAAACGACAAAUGCAUCACGAAAUCUGGCAGCUCCUGCGACAACGGCGACUCAUCGCCUGAUGUGGCUAAGGCGUACGACACCUUUUUAUACGGCAAUUACCAGCUAUCAUCGAAUGACUCAAGGGCUAUUCAAGCGGCGAUGGAUGCGAUGGUUGGAAAACAAAUCGAUCUUGACGUUGAUGCCGGUUCGGAUGGAUAUAUUGUGUUUGUCCAUGUUGCUGACAAUGGGUCGGGGAUUAAUGGGAUCGAGGUGUAUAACUCAGGAGGUUGCUAG